Thelazia callipaeda (thelaziosis nematode) is the source of this 210-nucleotide messenger RNA. NCBI's taxonomy places the organism in Eukaryota, Metazoa, Nematoda, Chromadorea, Rhabditida, Thelaziidae. The record is from the annotation of a GenBank genome assembly.
AUGGAAACCAAUAAAGAAAUGUCGGAGGAAUUUAUAAAAGUCGUAAAUUUCAAUGGCGUGAUUUACCAUGUAAUCAAUUCUGGUGAAAAUUCAGACUUAAUAAUUUACGUAUCAAACGUUACUAGUGAUGACUCUGUCGUUUCAAGAGAAAGCGAAAAAGGAGCAAGUCCAAAUUCAGUCGACUUCGAAAAAUUCGCCAUCGAUAGUUAU